This is a messenger RNA of Entrophospora candida, 623 nucleotides long. The record is from the annotation of a GenBank genome assembly. NCBI's taxonomy places the organism in Eukaryota, Fungi, Glomeromycota, Glomeromycetes, Entrophosporales, Entrophosporaceae.
UACCUAGAAAUUACUGAUUAUAAUAUGUGGAGUUUUGCAGGAACCCUGAAGUAUUUAGCAGAGAAUGUCAACUAUACAAGUGCAAAUCUACCAGAAAUCAAAGAAGCAUUUUGUCAGCAUAUGCAAAAUCAAUCUACAAGCAGUGCUUUCUACAAAUCAGUACAAAGAAAGGCACAGAAGCUUUGCAGUAAUAUAACAUCAACACUGGAACGACCAGAAAUUAAAAAAAUUCUUAAAGAUCAAGAUAUAAAAUAUGCUUGGGAAAUAUAUGACAAAAGUGUUGAAUUAAGUGUUAUUACUGACAAGUCAACAAAAAUAGAAAUGUGCAGUAAGAGUUACAAGGCAUUUUUGAGAAGUGGUUUAAACGAAGACAAGGAGAACAUUAACGACGAUAACACAAAAGAAGAUAGUGAUAAUGUAGUUAUCCAUGAAACACCCACCUCACCCAAUUCAAGACUUGAAAAGGAUUCAGGAUAUACCAUAAAGCAUGGACAUGAUGAUUUGGAUGUGACCUCGGCUUCAGAUGCAGCAAAUAAGAGAUCUUGCAUUGAAGCAAAAAAUCUUCUUGAUGAAUCUAAAAAUUGCUCAGAAGAAAUGCUUAAUUUACUAAGAAAUUUUCAAAU